AUGACGCCUCCGACGAUUCGCGGGGUAUCUCUCUUUCUCGCAGACGUGCGCAGUUGCCCGUCCUCGACCCACGAGCGAGCACGCGUGCUGCAGGAGCUCGCCAAGGUGCGGCAGCGCUUCAUGCACCCCAAGAAGCCGCUGACCGGCUACGAGAAGAAAAAAUGCCUCACCAAGCUGCUCUACGUGCACCUGCUCGGCUACCCAGUUGAUUUUGGGCACGCCGAGGCACUGUCUCUCCUCAGCUCGCCGCACUACUCCGAGCGCGCCGCAGCAUACCUCUUCUGCUCGCUGCUUCUCGUGGACUCUGAGACCGCCGGGCUCGCCCUCGCCGAGCUGCGGCGCCUCUGCUGGACAUCCAUCAAAAAAGACAUCUCCUCGCAAAAUGAAGACUUUGCUGCCCUCGCGCUCGACUGCGCCAGCCACGCGACAGACCGAAAGGCCGCCGCAGAUCUCUUUCCGCAGAUGCAAGCGCUCGCGAAUCCUUCCUCGUCGGCUCCGCCGCUGCUGCGGCAGAAGGCCUACAGCUGCAUGUUGUUGUUUUUCCGCCUGGAGCCUUCGCUGAUGCCCUGCGGAGUCUGGGCGCCGCGGCUGGGGCAGGCGCUGCUUUUUGAGCAGGACGUCGCGGUGCUGCUGGCGCUGACGAACUUGAUUGUCUUCGCAGUCUCCCGGACCCAGAGCCUCCAUCGCUGGCAGCAGCAGCUGCAGCUCUCCGUGAUCAACACGCUCGCGCGCAUCAUCUCCAGAGACGUCCCGCACGCCUUCGUCUACCACGGGGCGCCCGCGCCGUGGCUCGCGGUGCGGCUGCUUCAGCUCCUCCAGCUUUUCCAAGUCGCUAGAGAAGACGCGCGCGGAGAUGGCGACCGCGCCGCGGCUCCCGACGAAGACACCGUCAUUGAACAGCAGCGCGAGGCCGUCGUGCUCGCCCUCAACGAAAUCGUGAAAAACGUCUUCGCGCAGACCUUCGGUCCCGUCGAAGAGGAAGUGCUUCGCGCGGGUUCGUCUUCGGCGCUUCGCAUGCGCAAGACGCAGUCCUUCUCCGCCUUCCGCGCCUCGCUCGCUGCGCGUCUCAGCUCGCUCUCGCGCUUCGCGAAGCAGCCAGGCGCGGCAGACGGCGCGCGGCGGAAGAGCUCUGGGGCUUCCAAGAGUGGCGAAGGUGCCGCGCCCGCGUUCGAGCCUCCAUCAGCCAUACAGCACGCGGUGCUAUACGAGGCCGUCAACCUAACUAUCCACUUGCAGGCGGAGGGCGACCGGGAGCUGCGCCACUCCGCGGCGGCGCUGCUUUGCUCCUUCAUCGAGGAAGGCAACCCGAAUUACCGAUACAAGAGUCUCUCUCUGAUGGCGGCGAUGGCCGCCGACCCUGAUGUGCAGCCCGAGCUGCGCAACUCGAUCCCUUCGAUUCUCCGCCUGCUCAAAGAAGACGACGUUUCGCUGCGGAGACAGGCCGUGAGUCUCUUGUUCGCCCUCAGCGGUCCCGAAAACUGGAGCGAAAUCGUCUUUGCGCUGAUGGAAAGCCUCGAGCGCGACGCGGGCAGCCUGCAAGACGAGGUCACCGUGCAAGUCGCCGUCCUCGUCGAAACCUACGCACCCGAUCCAACCUGGCUCGUAGAUCUGACGUUCAAAAUGCUUCAGUACGCGCCGCAGCACGUCCGCGACGAAACCUGGGUGCGCGUGAUUCAAGUCGUCGCGGGGAGCUCGCCGGCGGACGCCGAGGCGGAGGAAAAAAAAGGAAGGAAAAUCGAGACAACUGCGACAGUUAACCGGCCUGACCCUGCGCUCCAGCGCUACGCAGCCGGCCGAGCCGCAGAGUUUCUUGAAGACGCCUUCCUCAACGAAACCCUCCUGAGGCUGUGCGCGUAUUUGCUGGGGGAAUUCGGCCAUUUGAUCAAAGGCCGCGUCCCCGGGCGCCGGCAGGUCGAGGCGCUGCUUUUCCACUUUCGGCGCUUUUCGUCUUCGUCCGCGUUCCUGGCUCCAGGUCACUUCCCUCCCUUCACGUUCGUUCCACUCAGCGACGACCCGCCGGCUGCCUCAGCCUGCCCGCUGCUGCCUCUGCUUCUCUUUGCGCUCGCCAAAGUCGCGCAUGCGUAUCCGGCUGAAGCCGCGCCCGUCCUCAAGCUGCUGCAGGAACUCCAAGACAGCAGAGACCUCGAGUUGCAGACGCGCGCCGUCGAACUCGCUGCCCUUUUCCAGCUGUCAGAUCGCCAGUUCGUGAGCCAGACACUGUCGCUUCUUCCGCCGUUCCGCCGGGGACAGCUGCUGUCACGUCCGCUGCCGCCAGGCGCGUUGGCAGGCCCUGGCGGAGGCCGGCGCACGCGGAUUGGGGCGAAUCGCGCAGCGGAGGAGCGGCUCGCUGCGCAUCUCAAGUCUUCGCCACUCGCGACGAGGGAGACCUUUUCCGCUUCUCUCGGGUCUUUUCCGCCGCACUCGGGGGGGGAGGCGAGCGCGCCUCGAGCGGAGCGACGACGGCGGGUGUUCGCCGCAGGCAAGCGCGAAGCGUUCGAGGAAGAAGAGGAGGGCAGCAGUAUCUCUGCGAGUCACAGCGAGGCGAGCUCGUCCAGCGGCACCAGCGGGGCGAGACGAGGGCGAAGCAGUGCCGCAGACAGCGACGACGACGACGGCGGAGCAGAGAGCGCCAGAAGCAGCGACAGGGGCCCGCGGCGCGGCGUGCGCGCGUGGAGGACUCGAAGCUCUCGCGAGGCUUCAAGCGACUCGCAGGCGUCUUCGCAGACCUCGGCCGACUCGUCUUCUCAGGCAGAGAACGACGCGGAGAGUGGAGGGAGCAGCGAGGAAGACGACGAGACGGAUGGGGACGACGAGGGAGGAAGAAGAGAAGAAGAGAUGGCGAGGAAGCGACAGCAGCAGCUGCUCGAGCUUCUUCGAAGCCAGCCGUUCCCGGCCGCGCAGACGGCAAACCCAGGCGCCGAACAUAAUCGCGAACUGUGGAGGCGGGCGUGUCUCACCUCGCAGGGGACUCUCUUUCUCCUGCCCCGUUUUCUCGAGGUGUUUGUACACCGCAAAUUCGAUAAAAAAGACGGCGCACUGCUGCUCGAGUGGAGGAACCUGAGCCCCGACAAGGUGCUGAGGCUGCAGAGAGGAGGCACGCAGAACGUCGCGGGCUUGCUGCUGAAGGACGAGGGUUUUCGGCAGGGCGAUGGAGGCGGCGCGGAGGACGACACCGGCGGAGGCUUUGUGGCGAUUCCGCCGAUGCAGAAGGUGGUGCAGAGAGUCCGCCUCAGGUGCAUGCGACCCUUCGCACAGGCGCCAAUGGGGUGUUGCCUUUUGUGCCGAUCUGUUCAGCCCGAGCAGCAGGUCCAACUGCCUCUCACGCUGCCUGUGGUCAUGACGAAUUUCGUCCUCCCCGCGACCGGCGUGAGAGAAGGCUCGGUUUUUCUUCGCUACUGGAAGCAGCUCCAGACAUCUCGCGAGCGGGAGGAGGGCCGCGAAGACGGAGAGAACAAGGAGAACGUCCUCACAGGGCCUCUCGCGCUCCCGCCGCAGCACGUGGUGGUGUUCAUGGGCGCAGGCUUCAACUUCCAUGUGAUAAAAGUGGGGAAGAACUUGUGCGGAAGCGGAACUUUCCACACCGGCACCCCUGCGGCGGGCGAGGCGAGCGGCGCGGAGACGCGCUUUGUGUGCGCGUCCUGCAUGUGCAUGAUAGAGCUGGAGAAUCCCAACGCCGACCGCUUACUGGCGCGCAUUACAGUUCGCGCGGCGCAUCCUCUCGUCUCGCUCUACGUGUCGCGGCUGCUGGGCUCCUACCUGCUGGGGUGGCCUCCUUCGGUGACGUCGCCGCCGUCGCCGCCGUCGCCCGCCGCGCCCUAUCCGUACGCGGUUCAUACAGCGGGCGCGGAGACUGCCGCCAACAUUCUCUCCAACGGGGCGGACCACGUGGCUCCGAUGCCCCCCGGAAGCCACCUCGCUGCACACGUGGGCGCUGCACAGAGCCUGACAGCCGGUGCGCCGUUUUUACCGUCCGCGGCGAGAGGGGCUCCGCCUGGCGUGCCGCCGCAGUACGUUGCUUCACUGAGUCGUGUGGGAAGUCACUUUUAG
Messenger RNA from Besnoitia besnoiti, 4047 nucleotides. RefSeq lists its product as uncharacterized. The record is from RefSeq and is a predicted model, not a curated record. Gene Ontology annotation, molecular function: clathrin-cargo adaptor activity. NCBI's taxonomy places the organism in Eukaryota, Apicomplexa, Conoidasida, Eucoccidiorida, Sarcocystidae. Gene Ontology annotation, cellular component: AP-2 adaptor complex; membrane coat. The transcript has 13 exons. Bases 1 to 4047 code for a protein of 1348 amino acids. Gene Ontology annotation, biological process: intracellular protein transport; clathrin-dependent endocytosis.